Stegodyphus dumicola is the source of this 468-nucleotide messenger RNA. Its product is annotated as secreted RxLR effector protein 161-like. The record is from RefSeq and is a predicted model, not a curated record. NCBI's taxonomy places the organism in Eukaryota, Metazoa, Arthropoda, Arachnida, Araneae, Eresidae.
AUGUUAGAUUGUAAGCCAUCUGAUACUUCCCUAGUGCCGAAGUCAACUUUUGCGAAUGGUGAAAGAUUUCAUGGCCCUUAUCGUGAACUUGUAGGUGCUUUGCUGUACCUAUCUAUGACAACUCGUCCUGAUAUUCUGUUUUCUGUGAAUUGUCUGAGUCAAAUACAAGAGCAACCCACUAACAGUGCUUGGGCUGGUCUGAAGCAAAUUCUUCGUUAUUUAAAAGGGACAUCUGAACUCAAAUUAUUAUUUUCUAAAUCUAAUAGUGCUGAUAUUAUGUUAAAUGUUUAUGUUGAUACUGAUUGGGGGUCAGAUACAUAUGAUAGAAAAUCUAUUUCUGGGUAUAUUAUUUUCUUUAAUGAUUGUCCUGUGACUUUGUUAAAAAGCAAACAUCUAUUGCUCUGUCCUCUACUGAGGCAGAAAUUUUGGUUAAGCAAAAGCUAUCCAGGACCUAACUGUAUUUUAUAA